UAAGUCCCUCAGCUUUGGGUUUAUCUCAGCUGGGAAAUUGAGGGUCUGGGAAACAGUGCCAGAAUGUCGACCAAUGUGUUAACACCCGAGCAAACUGCGCUGGUUCAUCAAGCCGCAAGCGUUCAAGGCUUAAAAGAGUACAAAAUCAAUAUAAAUCCUGGAUCUUCCAAAGGCGACAACUACUUGGGAAUUAUCCACUCCCUAGCCGUGGAAGGGAACGAAGCCAGCUUGUUCCUCAUACUCAAAACUGCACAUACAAGCGAAGAGGUGCGCAAAGCCAACCCCAUUCCUCAAGCCUUCCAGCGGGAAGCCUUCAUCUACAGCAUCGUUAUCCCAAGACUGCAGCAGAUCCAAGAGCAAUAUGCCAUCUCAAGCCCUUUCACUGGAGUUGCCCAGUAUUACGGUUCCUGCCUGGAUCUUCACAAGGAGUCCAUCUUGCUGCAAAAUCUCAAAGAGUGCGGCUACAGGCUGUGGGACCGCAAGAAGCCCAUGGAUGACGCCCAUAUUGGGUUGGUUUUUUCGGAAUAUGCGCGCUUCCAUGCAGCCUCCUUAGCCUGGAGGUUUCACUAUCCAGAAGAGUUCAGCUCGCUCACCAAAAAUAUGCAUCAGAAUGUCGUUGAGGCGAAUAACCCGGGCUCCAGAGAACGGAAGAAGGAGAAAUUGAAUGGGUACUUCCAGGUGGGGAGAGCGGCCACACAAGGAAACGCGAAAGCUUCAGCAGGAAUUGAGAAGUUGAGGUCGGAAAUCGCGCAGUUGAUCGAACGCAGUCAUUUCCUGGGGAGGGACCGAUUUGUGGUGCUCCAUGGGGACUGCUGGUGCAACAACAUGCUCUUCAAAUAUCACGAUAACCAACCCAACUCCCCAUCCCAAGUGUGCUUCAUCGACUGGCAAAUUUCCAAGCUUGGCUCUCCCAUUUUGGAUCUGGCGUACUUUUUCAGCGUCUGUGCCCCCAAGGAGCUUUUCGCCAACUUGCACAAAUAUCUUGCAGCUUACCAUCAGACGAUGGCGAAGAAUCUGCGAGAGUUCGGCUGUAGGCCCGAUGAAAUCUUCAGUUGGACGCAACUGUUGGAGGACUGGAACAGGAACGCUUGGUAUGGCGUGUUUCUGGCGAUGAUGAUCAUCAAGCUGAUGCUGUCCGAUGCAGAGGAGGCGCCAGCAAUGAACGCCGAUGCGGACAUAAUUAGCUCUUUGACGAAUUUCAGCAGCAGAAAGGAAGCGGAAUUUGAGAAGAGGUUGUGCGACUUGGUGGAGUUCAUGGUUGAUCAUAAUUAUAUUUAGUGGGUUGAUGAGUUUCUGAAGGUUUUCUUGUACCUGGUAUUCAAUUGAUUAAUAAACAAGUACAUAUGGUA
Molecule: messenger RNA, 1349 nt
Organism: Dendroctonus ponderosae (mountain pine beetle)
Lineage: Eukaryota; Metazoa; Arthropoda; Insecta; Coleoptera; Curculionidae
Exons: 2
Coding region: 64-1278 (404 amino acids)
Source: RefSeq, a predicted model, not a curated record